ACCGGAGGAAGUUAUCCAAAUGGUGGCUUGCAAGCCAAGAACCGCCAUUGAAUUCGUUUAUUCCUCCAAAUCCCAUCCCUCAAAAUUGGCAAUUGAACCCUAUAAAUUCACCUCUUUGUCGUCCCUAAUCCUUCGUCUUCCAGUUUUUCUUUCAAAGCUCUUUUUUCCCAUCUCGUUGCGCUCUUUCUUCAUCUCAAGAUGCAAAUCUUUGUAAAAACUCUAACCGGCAAAACAAUCACCCUCGAGGUGGAAAGCUCAGAUACAAUUGACAAUGUUAAGGCUAAGAUUCAAGAUAAAGAGGGAAUUCCACCCGACCAACAAAGGCUUAUCUUUGCUGGUAAGCAACUUGAGGAUGGCCGAACGCUGGCCGAUUACAAUAUCCAAAAGGAAUCUACACUCCAUUUGGUGCUUCGACUUCGCGGUGGGAUGCAAAUAUUUGUGAAGACCCUUACUGGCAAAACCAUCACCCUUGAGGUGGAAAGUUCUGACACAAUUGACAAUGUCAAGGCUAAAAUCCAAGAUAAGGAGGGUAUCCCGCCUGAUCAACAGAGACUAAUUUUCGCUGGUAAGCAGCUCGAAGAUGGUCGAACUCUUGCCGAUUACAAUAUUCAGAAGGAAUCUACUCUGCAUUUGGUUCUUCGACUUCGUGGGGGUAUGCAAAUUUUUGUUAAAACUUUGACUGGAAAAACAAUUACAUUGGAGGUAGAAAGUUCAGAUACCAUCGACAAUGUGAAAGCUAAGAUCCAAGACAAGGAGGGCAUUCCACCAGACCAACAGCGGUUGAUCUUUGCUGGUAAGCAGCUCGAAGAUGGUCGAACUCUUGCUGAUUACAACAUUCAAAAGGAGUCGACGUUGCAUUUGGUGCUCCGAUUGCGCGGUGGAAUGCAGAUUUUCGUGAAGACAUUAACGGGGAAGACGAUCACAUUGGAGGUCGAAAGCUCGGAUACGAUCGACAACGUGAAGGCGAAGAUUCAAGACAAGGAGGGCAUUCCACCAGACCAGCAGCGUUUGAUCUUUGCUGGUAAGCAACUGGAAGAUGGUAGGACUCUAGCAGAUUACAACAUCCAAAAGGAGUCGACGUUGCACUUAGUGCUACGACUGCGCGGUGGAAUGCAGAUCUUCGUGAAGACGUUAACAGGGAAGACAAUCACAUUGGAGGUUGAGAGCUCGGACACGAUCGACAACGUGAAGGCGAAGAUUCAAGACAAAGAGGGGAUUCCUCCAGACCAACAAAGGCUGAUCUUUGCCGGAAAACAAUUGGAGGAUGGUAGAACUUUGGCUGAUUACAAUAUUCAGAAAGAGUCCACCCUCCACCUUGUUCUCCGCCUGCGCGGUGGCUCUUAGGGUGGCUCCGCCCUGUUAUUGCUGGACUUGUGGUUUCCCUUGGCCCCUUCUGAAUGGUUUUAAUAAGUCAGAACUCAUUUUUUUUCUUUUAUUUCUUUUAUUUCAGCGUCUGUUAUAUAUAAAUAAUAAUAUGCUGUUUGUUGCAAUGGCCUAACGGGCCAUGUUAAAAACGGCUUCUAAAAUGAAUGUAUUAUUAUGAAUUUUUAAAUUAA
Cucurbita maxima (winter squash) is the source of this 1556-nucleotide messenger RNA. RefSeq names its product polyubiquitin 4. The record is from RefSeq and is a predicted model, not a curated record. Lineage: Eukaryota; Viridiplantae; Streptophyta; Magnoliopsida; Cucurbitales; Cucurbitaceae. Gene Ontology annotation, cellular component: nucleus; cytoplasm. Bases 199 to 1344 code for a protein of 381 amino acids. The transcript is spliced from 2 exons. Gene Ontology annotation, molecular function: ubiquitin protein ligase binding; protein tag activity. Gene Ontology annotation, biological process: protein ubiquitination; modification-dependent protein catabolic process.